AUGAAUGCGUCUCUUACUUCCCUUGAGGUUGUUUUUCAUAAAGUAUUGAAUAAUCUUACUUGCAGAUUCGAACUCAAAAACUUCGAAAAGAGAAACAUCAGUAUGUAAUUGAGAUCCAGAACGGUCCUAUUCUUCCCCAUCUUCCUCGCAUGGUCUUUGAAUACCUUCGGAACUCUGGUCAAUUCAAAGAUGAAAAUAUAAUCCACUUCCAUGUGAAUGGGCGGUCCAUUUAUGAUGGCCUGAAUGAGGGAUUCUCGGAUGGAAUGAAGAACAUAAACAAUUUCUCAUACAACCCUAAAGAUUCCCAUUUUGAAUACUAA
Molecule: messenger RNA, 320 nt
Organism: Bursaphelenchus xylophilus (pine wood nematode)
Lineage: Eukaryota; Metazoa; Nematoda; Chromadorea; Rhabditida; Aphelenchoididae
Source: the annotation of a GenBank genome assembly